AUCUGGAUCCAGACCCUGCUCCAUCCAGCUGCUGAUCCGGUUUGAUCCGGUCAGAUCUGGUGUGAUGGCAGGUCGGGGUCGAGGUCGGAGAGCGAUGACGUUCAGUGUCGACGCCGUUGGCAUCAGCAGAGGAGAGAGUUUACCUCCGUCCAUGCAGCAGCCCACACCUGUGUUUCCUGUGAUGGAGCAUAAGCCCCUCCCCCUGGCAGUUGGGGAGGAGGCGGAGUAUCUGUUGGCUCUCAAACAGGAGUUCAGAGGAGCUAUGAAGAGUUUACCCUGCUUCAUCCAGCCAGCAGCUGCACGCAGAGAUGUAGAAAGAUACUCAGACAAAUAUCACAGCAGUGAACUGACGGACAGCCUGGUGGAAUGGACUCCAGACUGGAGGAGGGUUCCCAGAGAACUCAGAGUUCACGUCAGAAAAGCUCACAGAGACGGUGUCUCAGUCAGUGUCUCAGACAGAGUUCAGAGUGGACAGAAGAAGAAACUGAUGAAGGAGAAGGAGGUUCUGCUCAAACUGGAGACUCUGGAGAAGAAGGAGGAGCAGGCGAGUUCAGAGGACGAGGGGGAGGAGAAGAAGAAGAAGAAAGAGGAGGAAGAGGAGGAGCCUGAAGAAGAGGAGUAUGAUGAAGAAGAGUUUGAGGAGGAAACGGAUUACAUCAUGUCCUACUUUGACAACGGAGAAGAGUUUGGAGGAGACAGUGAGGACAACAUGGACGAGGCUGUUUACUGAGCAGAGACAGUGAGGACAACAUGGACGAGGCUGUUUACUGAGCAGAGAGAGAGACAGUGAGGACAACGUGGACGAGGCUGUUCACUGAGCAUAGACAGAGACAUUUGAGUCAAAGUUUCACCAGCGUUUCAUGUUUUAAAAAAAUGUUUAUUAAUGUUUUUAAAACAUUUUAUUGUUGUUUGUUUGUAUUGACCACUUUGUGAGUUCAGAACUGAUCCACUGUCCACUGACGUGUCUUCUGUGACACAGAUGUGUCCAGCAGGGGGCGUCUUCAUCUCUGAACCUAGAACAGCUCAUUAAAGUGAUCAAUAGAAAAGAGUCAA
Molecule: messenger RNA, 1053 nt
Organism: Solea senegalensis (Senegalese sole)
Lineage: Eukaryota; Metazoa; Chordata; Actinopteri; Pleuronectiformes; Soleidae
Gene: polr3glb
Product: RNA polymerase III subunit GL b
Exons: 7
Coding region: 65-730 (221 amino acids)
Biological process (GO): transcription by RNA polymerase III
Cellular component (GO): RNA polymerase III complex
Source: RefSeq, a predicted model, not a curated record